GCCUGGUGAAAAGAACCUCGAAAAAAUGAUAAUGGAAAGUACAAAUAUUGAACUGAUAAAAGAAGAGAUCGAAGCCCUAAAAGCAAUAUUCUGUGAGGAAGGAGAGUUUUCUAUUAACUCAAAUGUUAUAGGAGGUAUAUUUUCCGAGAGCGAUAGAUUAAGCAUCAGUCUCGAUCUCCAAGUCAAGUGUUCAACAUGUUCAUCAGCCAAAAACCGGGAGACAUGCAAGAUAAAAAUGACUGUUGCUUUAUCUAAGGAUUAUCCUGGUGUACUGCCCUCUAUUUCUCUUUCUUCUUACCACUUCAACAAGAAGGAAGUUGCUUUAUUCACGGACAAGCUUCACUUUUACCUGAAAACACUUCAUCCUGGGCCCAUAAUAAUGGAUCUGGCAAUGUGGCUACAGGAAAAUUCUGUUCACACAUCACCUCAAUCACAUGAGUCUGGAGAUAAAAGCGAUGAUAAUGAAGAUAUCAAUGAACUAGUUGUUGUAAAGCUAGAUCACAUGAGAAAUCGAACCUGUUAUCUUAAAACUCUUACAGCAUGGGCAAAUGAUUUAGACAUUUCAAUAAUGGUGCUCUUUGCUCAUAAGUUAAUACUUUUGGUUUUCGAAGGUUCAUCUGAUCAUGUUAAAGAAUUCUUAAAAAGGUUUAGAUCUUCUAAUAUUGAUGUUGAUUCUUCAAGGAAACCUUGUAAGGAAAAAAUGAUGAAGAUCCUAGUCCAGAUUCGACACCCUACCAAAUUAGGGUCUGCUGGACUGAAUUGGAAAGAAUCCAAGUCAAAUGCAGAGCUAGAAAAUAACUUUAAGGAAUUCAACCUGCUUGAUAUUUAUAGCAAAUUUGUACUUCCAUCUUUGUAAGAAAUGCAAGUUGUGGAGAAAACUGAGGAGCUAUAUAGAGACUUUGUACCAUCACGUGAUGGCAGCUAUGAGGCAGAAACAAUUGAAUCUGGUCUAAUCUGAUUUAAAUUAGAGAGAAUUUAGUUAUCCUGGGGGAUAACACUCUGUUGUUGUGCUUUUUGUCAUUGCUGUCAUCACUUUUAAGGUUACUGGAAAUAAUAUUAUUUUCUGAAUUUCUAUUAUAUGGGGUUUUGUUAAAAGUAGUGUGAAGAGAUAGUCUUAAACGAAACAUACCCCUGAAGGUCUCCAGUAACCUAAAUAAAUCCCACAAUGCCUAGUUAUUUUCCACAUUUUCAAGUCAAAUUUAUUCUUUCGAAAUAUCUUUAAUGAAAUCAAAAUAAAUAAAUUUGAUGGAAAAAAUAAUAAAUUUUAUAUCAAGCACGAAAAAUAAAGCAUUGUAGGAUUUCUUAAAAAGGUCUUAUCACCUAUCUUUUAUAUUUUGCCAUCCUCAGUUUCAGCCUCACCAUUAUCUUCACAUUUGUCCUUUGCAUCUGGCUGUAGCAAUUUGUAUCAUGACACUAGCUACUAUCUUAGUUUAACUGAGAUUAUGUUAACCAUAUAUUUUUUUGUGUACCUCUGUGUCUUUUUAACUAGAGCUCAAAGACCAGCAUUUUUUAUUUUCUUGAAUUAGUGACUGUGUAAAUACUGGGAGGAAAUGGGACCAGAGGUUAUUUCUUAUUUUCUUCCACUCCAGUAUCCUAAGAGGCACCAUGCAUUCUAGUUGGCUGUUUCCAGAGUGUUUCUGUUACGAACAAUGAAACAUAACUAUAAAAACUAGAACAAAAGUAAAUGGGGAAAAAAUUUAAUUCUAAGUCAGUGGUAUACUUAAAUGCAUAUUGAAAUUUUAAAAAAUGUAUUAACUGUGCUUCAUAUUGCCAAGCUUUGGGCAGUACCAUCUUCAGAGCUUUAACACAUUAAAAAGUUAUUUCUUAGUCCUUAGGUCAUUUUGGAUAGAGAAAACUGUGCCCUCAGAAUUUUUCCCCAUCCGGGCCUCGUGACCAAAUAACAUCUAUAGUUUUUACUACCACCACCUUUGGUGCACUUUUAAAAGCAUAAGGUGAUUAAUACCACUUGUAUAGAACCCCAAUAUGUAAACUGUAAGCUGCUGGUCUUCAUUACAAGACAGACUGGAUAAUAAAUUGUCUACGGGAAUGGUCUAAGAUUAGAAUUUAUUAUAACAAAUCUUGGGUCUCUAGCUCACAUCCACAUACUUGCCCUUAAAGUGCCUAUCACCCUUCCGACAAUAUUCACAGUAUUGAUUCUACAUGGGGUAAGAUGUGGAAAAGCCCAAAAAAAUUUCAUAGUUUGAGUGCGGC
Actinia tenebrosa (Australian red waratah sea anemone) is the source of this 2211-nucleotide messenger RNA. RefSeq names its product RWD domain-containing protein 3. Gene Ontology annotation, molecular function: protein binding. Lineage: Eukaryota; Metazoa; Cnidaria; Anthozoa; Actiniaria; Actiniidae. Gene Ontology annotation, biological process: positive regulation of hypoxia-inducible factor-1alpha signaling pathway; positive regulation of protein sumoylation. The record is from RefSeq and is a predicted model, not a curated record.